Molecule: messenger RNA, 1461 nt
Organism: Zygotorulaspora mrakii
Lineage: Eukaryota; Fungi; Ascomycota; Saccharomycetes; Saccharomycetales; Saccharomycetaceae
Gene: LAS1
Product: rRNA-processing protein LAS1
Exons: 1
Coding region: 1-1461 (486 amino acids)
Biological process (GO): maturation of 5.8S rRNA; maturation of LSU-rRNA
Cellular component (GO): preribosome, large subunit precursor; Las1 complex
Molecular function (GO): endonuclease activity
Source: RefSeq, a predicted model, not a curated record
AUGGUUCUGCCACGAAUUGUACCGUGGGCAAAUAGAGAAGAGUUGGAAGAACUACAAAAAUGGUUCUAUCCCGAAAGAACGGGUUCACCAAAUGCUGUCGAAGGUGCUGAUUGCCGAUACAGGGCAAUUCAAAGAGUAAAAUGCUAUCAGAGUAGGGGCUCACAGCAUCUGCCUCAUGUAAUAGACGCAACUGCACAGAUAAGUAGUUCAAUGUUGCUGGACAAGCACAGUUCUAGCUCAGACAAUGACAAUUUUCCGACCAGAUUGAGUUACACAAUGUCACUAAUUAGAUUUGUAAACGGAUUACUGGAUCCGACACAACAAUCUCAGUAUGCUAUUCCACUUCACACUCUAGCUCAAAAAGUCGGUGUACCGUCAUUGUUCGUUGAUCUCAGACACGAGGGAACACAUGAAAGAGAGAUGCCUAGUUUAGAAAUGCUUCGUUAUGUAGCAAAGCAAGCAUUAGCAUGGUUAUGGGAUAAUUACUGGAACGAUGAUCAAUUGGAUGAAAGCGACGAUGAAAAUAUUAGUGACUCAGAAGACGAACUCACUCUCGAAUUGCAGCAAGGGUUUGAACUAGGUCUAAAAUUAGUAGAUCUUUUAGAAGAAUACAGAUGGGUUUGGGAAAGCAACAAUAUCAAUUUGAUAAGCAGUGAGAAUUUUGUGGUGGAGGAAAAAGUAAAACCAUCAUCCAAGAAAGAACGAAACCUGCCACCAAAUGAGCAAAUCAAUAAUUACAUCUCGAAAUGUAAAUCCUUGUGGAUUCGAUGUACUGAUAAGAGUCUAUUCAUGGAGCGAUUUUUACUUAACUUUAAGCCAACUCUUCUGCAGCUCUAUAUCAGGAAAAUGAAAGGGUUUGAUCAGGAGUUCUAUUCAUGGAUGGCUAUGGCGUUCAAAAAACAGAUAGAUGGCCAGCAUGACGUGUUGAAGAAAAAGUUUCCCAGUUGGAAAUCACUUGAAAGAAAUUUACUGCUAGUUUUUAUCGAAUGUCUAGACCCCAACCUUGUAGCAUCGCAAUGGGCUAGCUGGGAUAAAUUAUUGGAAAGAAACGUAUCCUUUCUAACGCUAUGGAUAUGCGAGUCACUAAAGUUGAAAAUCGAUGAGCAUAAGAGUUUUCAUGCGCACAAGAGGCGGAAGAAGAAGAAGCAAACAGUUGGUAUUGACAAGCUUAUUUGUCUGCUGGAAGAGAGAAUAGCCAAGCUUCACAAGCUCUCCAGUAGUACGGACGAAAAGCUUUACGAGCUAUCGUCGUCAGAAAUAUGUGCAGCCAACAGCACCUACCAGAACACUCUACAAAAGAAUUCUCAGAAGACAAGCGACAUUCUUAGUGACUUAGCCAGUCUUAAAGAGCGAAUGAAAUGUCAUAAGCCAGGUGGACAGGACCUUGCCGACAAUUUAACGGGUCCUAAGCUAUGGUCACGACCAACUGACUGGAAGCCAAGGCCCUUCGGUACAUUGUAA